This is a messenger RNA of Sceloporus undulatus (fence lizard), 1272 nucleotides long. RefSeq names its product cytochrome b5. The transcript has 5 exons. The record is from RefSeq and is a predicted model, not a curated record. The coding region runs from base 159 to 578 and encodes 139 amino acids. Gene Ontology annotation, cellular component: mitochondrial outer membrane; intracellular membrane-bounded organelle. Gene Ontology annotation, molecular function: heme binding. NCBI's taxonomy places the organism in Eukaryota, Metazoa, Chordata, Lepidosauria, Squamata, Phrynosomatidae.
GCGCAUGCGCUAGGAGGGAGGAAAGGAAAGGACUGAGGAGGAUCCCCGGGUCAGAGUUCUACGCUUGGAAUCUGGAGGCGCUGAAGGUUCGAUCGGUAGAACGCAGCCCGGGAGUCGGGAUCGCUGGGCUCGCGCCAGGCUAGUGCAGAGCAGAGGCCAUGGUCGAGGCGGCCAAGUCCGAGCAGAAGGAGCCCUGGCGGGGCCAGUAUUACACCCUCGAAGAGAUCCAGAAGCACAACCACAGCCAGAGCACCUGGAUCAUCAUCCACAACCGAAUCUAUGACCUCACCAAGUUCCUGGAGGAGCACCCUGGUGGUGAAGAAGUCCUACGGGAACAAGCAGGAGGUGAUGCUACAGAAAGUUUUGAGGAUGUUGGCCAUUCCACAGAUGCUAGGUCACUCUCGGAUACUUUCAUUAUAGGAGAACUUCACCCAGAUGAUUGGGAAAAAAUUCAGAAACCAGCGGAUCCUUACAUUACCACUGUGGAGUCUAAUUCCAGUUCAUGGACCAACUGGGUGAUUCCCGCAAUAGCAGCAAUUAUUGCAGUCCUUAUGUACCGUUUCUACAUGUCUGAAUAACCACCUUAUUGAGAAGCAGUAAUGGGACAUAACUGAUUGGGAAAAGAGAGCCAAAUAUGCACCACUAACCACCUUCAUAUCAGGACAGUGUCUGAAAUCACCUUUAAAAAAAUAAUCCUCUUCUUCCCAGAAGGUCAGAAUAAAGUUGCUUCAGCAGUGCACUUUCAAUGCUGCCUUUUACUCAAUUGUUUUUAAAUGCUAGAGCAUAAAUUUCUCUUUUAUAUUAUCAUGUACAUCAAUUAUCUGUAUGAUGCUGUCAAACUGUUCUUGAAGCGGAAAACUGUUUGCACAUUGGUAUAAGUAAUACUUCCUCAGUACCUAAGGCUUGGCUUUUUUUUAAUGAGUUCUUUGGAUUUCUCUUGUCAAAACAACCAGGAGGACGCGAUUGUGUCUAUGCAAAUUCUUUCCAUCUUUGUUCACUUAGAAUUCUCUUAUACAAUGUUGUUUGCAUUCCUUUCCAUAUAUUUCUUAGAUAUAAUUGUUUUCUUGCUUCAUGUAUGAAUACCUUUUCAUAUAACAUUGCUGUGGACCCAAAGAUUCCAUGGCACAAGCAGAUUACCCUACUCUGCAGUAUCCUCACACUCACUGAAAGUGAUCUUUCAGGGUGUGUGUGGUUGCUCCCCUUUCUCGAAGUGCAAGUAUCUUCUGUUUUUAUAACAUGAUCCUGAAAUUAAAGCCUCUGAUUUACUUACAA